ACGACGACCUUCACUUCAUUCCGCACUGCGAUGUCGGGAAGCGGAGCACGAGAAAAUGUGUUUGCGACUCGGAUGGCGCUUACGAACACCAAACUACGUCUCAAGGGUGCCCAAACGGGCCAUUCCCUCCUCGCCAAGAAACGCGAUGCACUGACAACCCGCUUCCGUGCGAUCUUGAAGAAAGUGGACGAGGCGAAGCGGAAGAUGGGCCGAGUUAUGCAAUUGGCCUCGUUCUCGAUGGCAGAAGUCACCUACGCGACAGGAGAUAUUGCAUAUCUGGUGCAGGAGCAGGCUAAGCAGGCCGCAUUUAAGGUCAAAGCGAAGCAGGAGAAUGUCUCUGGUGUUGUUAUUCCUGCAUUCGAAGUAGAUCGAGUUGCUGGCUCUGACUUCAAUCUCACUGGUCUUGGUCGCGGAGGACAACAGGUCUUGAAAGCGAAGGAGGUUUAUGCAAAGGCCAUUGAAACACUCGUCGAACUGGCAUCGCUACAAACUGCUUUCAUGAUCUUGGAUGAUGUUAUCCGUGCAACAAAUCGACGAGUAAACGCUAUCGAACAUGUCGUCAUUCCUCGACUCGAGAAUACCAUCAAGUACAUUCUCAGUGAACUUGACGAGAUGGAUCGAGAGGAGUUCUUCAGGCUGAAAAAGGUGCAAGGAAAGAAGAAGAAAGACAAGGCUGCGCGAGAAGGGAAGGACCCGGACGCCACAGAACAGCAACCGCCAGAGUUUGAAGACUUUAGUGAGGAAGGAGGGGAUUUGUUGAGUAGUAAGGACGCAGAUGUGAUUUUCUAG
Mycena indigotica is the source of this 789-nucleotide messenger RNA. RefSeq lists its product as uncharacterized. Gene Ontology annotation, biological process: vacuolar acidification. Gene Ontology annotation, molecular function: proton-transporting ATPase activity, rotational mechanism. Lineage: Eukaryota; Fungi; Basidiomycota; Agaricomycetes; Agaricales; Mycenaceae. The record is from RefSeq and is a predicted model, not a curated record. The transcript has 4 exons. Bases 31 to 789 code for a protein of 252 amino acids. Gene Ontology annotation, cellular component: fungal-type vacuole membrane; vacuolar proton-transporting V-type ATPase complex.